Messenger RNA from Arvicola amphibius (Eurasian water vole), 1617 nucleotides. It is a transcript of the gene Scn1b, whose product is annotated as sodium voltage-gated channel beta subunit 1. The transcript is spliced from 6 exons. The coding region runs from base 306 to 962 and encodes 218 amino acids. Gene Ontology annotation, molecular function: sodium channel regulator activity. The record is from RefSeq and is a predicted model, not a curated record. Gene Ontology annotation, biological process: cardiac muscle cell action potential involved in contraction; sodium ion transport; regulation of heart rate by cardiac conduction. Gene Ontology annotation, cellular component: voltage-gated sodium channel complex. Lineage: Eukaryota; Metazoa; Chordata; Mammalia; Rodentia; Cricetidae.
CUUGGUCCGCGCCCCAGAGCCUGGAGCCCGACAGCGAGCUCCCAAGCUGCGUCCGGAGCCAGGCAGGGGUCGCCGCAGCCUGGAUGCGCCCUGUGGCGCGAGCGCACGCAGCAUCCCGAGCCUCCCGCCGCGCGGCGGGGAUGCCCGCUCUCCCGGCCCCGGGGCUGGGCCCCCGGCGGUAACCGGAGCGGGGGGGCGCGCCCCCCCAGCCGCAGCUGCCGCGCCCGCGCCCGGCGCCCGGGCCAGUCGCCUUCGGGCCCCAUCGCCUGUCGCCGCGCUCUGCGCACCCGCUGCCCUGCGCGGCCAUGGGGACACUGCUGGCCCUUGUGGUGGGCGCGGCGCUAGUGUCCUCAGCUUGGGGGGGCUGCGUGGAGGUGGACUCCGAGACAGAGGCUGUCUACGGGAUGACCUUCAAAAUCCUGUGCAUCUCCUGUAAGCGUCGCAGCGAGACCAGCGCCGAGACUUUCACGGAGUGGACCUUCCGCCAGAAGGGGACAGAGGAAUUUGUCAAGAUCCUACGCUAUGAGAACGAGGUGCUGCAGCUGGAGGAAGAUGAGCGCUUUGAGGGCCGCGUGGUGUGGAACGGGAGCCGGGGCACCAAGGACCUGCAGGACCUGUCCAUCUUUAUCACCAACGUCACCUACAACCACUCUGGCGACUACGAGUGCCAUGUCUACCGUCUCCUCUUCUUUGAUAAUUACGAGCACAACACCAGCGUCGUCAAGAAGAUCCACCUGGAGGUGGUGGACAAGGCCAACAGAGACAUGGCGUCCAUUGUGUCGGAGAUCAUGAUGUACGUGCUUAUUGUGGUGUUGACCAUAUGGCUCGUGGCGGAGAUGGUGUACUGCUACAAGAAGAUCGCCGCUGCCACGGAAGCUGCUGCACAAGAAAAUGCCUCGGAAUACCUGGCCAUUACAUCCGAGAGCAAAGAGAACUGUACGGGCGUCCAGGUGGCUGAAUAGCGCUGGCCCUGGGCUUCACCUCAAGGAAGAGCCAGCCCUGACGGGUAUCCUCCCCCAGCAGUGGGGAUCAGCCCCUGAUGGGUACCCUCCCCCGCCAGUGGGAGGUCAGCCCCUGAUGGGGACCCUCCCCCAGCAAUGGGAGUCAGCCCAUCGGUCUCCCCAGCCUCACAAUCCUGCAGAGGAGCCACCUGGGUGGGAGCGGGCAGGGACUGAUCCCACCUCACCCACCGCCUCCCGCCCACCGUCCCACCGCCAUGCAUGACGGGUGAAGCAAUAUGGCCGCCCCACCCUGCUUUUGCUGCCUGUUUGGGGGAGGGGGCGGUGAGACGAGGGGGCAGGCCCCGCCCCCUUCUUUUUGCUGAUUUGCACUUAGGCCACUUCCCACACGCACUGCCAGGCCAGCCGGCUCCAGCCCUGCUUGAUGGGGUCAAGAGGGGCCGGGACAGGGACAGUCGUGGGCAGGGGUUUCUGGGUUUCAUCUCCCUUUCGCUUCCUCCGGCUGGACCUGGGGUUCCCUCUCCGUGACACGUCCUAGACAUGGCCCACCCGCCCUCUCUCACCAGCCUUCAAUUGUGGUCUCUCGGGAAGGGCCUCUUCGGCCUCCUCUCUUUACAGAAGUAGUUUUUGUUCAUGAAAUAAAGAUUCUUGGACUCGA